This is a messenger RNA of Balaenoptera ricei (Rice's whale), 5330 nucleotides long. It is a transcript of the gene ZCCHC14, whose product is annotated as zinc finger CCHC-type containing 14. The transcript is spliced from 13 exons. The record is from RefSeq and is a predicted model, not a curated record. Bases 38 to 3292 code for a protein of 1084 amino acids. Lineage: Eukaryota; Metazoa; Chordata; Mammalia; Artiodactyla; Balaenopteridae. Gene Ontology annotation, molecular function: nucleic acid binding; phosphatidylinositol binding; zinc ion binding.
CCCCGACCCCGCGUGGCGGCGCGGCGCGGGCGGCAGCAUGGUGGAGAAGCGCUGCCCGCUGCAGAGGGACGGCGUGUACCGCUGGUUCUCGGAGCUGCCGUCGCCGCAGCGCGUGGAGUUCCUGUGCGGCCUGCUGGACCUGUGCAUCCCGCUCGAGCUGCGCUUCCUCGGCUCGUGCCUCGAGGACCUGGCCCGCAAGGACUACCACUCGCUGCGCGACUCGGAGAUCAAGGCCAACAACCCGGCCGACCUGGGCAGCCUCACCAACCUGACAGACGAGGUGGUGCGCAGCAAACUGCUCGUGUCGCUGGCGCUGCUGGGCUCGGAGCAGCGCGAGGCGGCGGGCGUGCUCUACCGCACGCUCACGCACAUCGACUCCAUCAUCCACAACUACGGGCUGCAGCUCAACGAGGGCCGCACAGGCGAUGAGUUCCUGCUGCUUUUCACCAUGGCCUCCAACCACCCGGCCUUCAGCUUCCACCAGAAGCAGGUGCUGCGCCAGGAGCUCACGCAGAUCCAGAGCAGUCUGAGCGGCGGCGGCGGCGGCGGCGGGGGCCCCGGGGGCAAGAGCGCGCUGCCCACAUGCCCGGCCUGCCACAAGGUCACUCCCAGGACGGAGACCCCCGUCAGCAGUGUCGGUAACAGUCUGGAGAAUGCCCUGCACGCAUCCGCCCGGUCCACUGAGGAGCCGCUGCCCAGGAGGCCUGGAGGGAAGCACCCCCGAGUGAGUGUUGAAAAGAUAGACCUGAAGGGAUUAUCACACAAAAAAAAUGAAAGAAAUGUUGAAUGUUCCUUUGAGGUCUUGUGGUCUGAUUCUUCAAUAACAUCAGUAACCAAAUCUUCCUCUGAAGUGACUGAAUUUAUUUCAAAGUUAUCUCAGCUGUAUCCUGAAGAAAAUUUGGAGAAAUUCAUUCCUUGCUUAGCUGGCCCAGAUUCAUUUUAUGUAGAGCGAAACCACAUGGAUCUGGAAGCGGACCUGAGGUAUUUGGCUUCAUUACCUUCUCACAUAUUAAAAAAUGACCAUGUUAAGAAAUUUUUCAGCACUUCAUCUCCCACCCAACAGCUUCAAAGUCCAAGUCCUGGCAACCCUUCCCUGUCUAAAGUCGGUACCAUGAUGGGCGUGUCUGGAAGGCCUGUGUGCGGAGUGGCCGGCAUCCCGUCCUCUCAGGGCGGCGCCCAGCAUCACGUGCAGCACUCGGCCAGCGCGUCCGCCUUGCCCCACUGCUCGCACGCGGGGGGGGCGGGCCCAGCUCUGGCCUACCGGACCCCGAUGGACAGCUCGCCCGCCAUCUUGAUGCCUUCCAGCCUGCAGGCCCCGCAGACCCAGGAGCAAAAUGGGAUUUUAGACUGGCUUCGGAAACUGCGUUUGCACAAGUACUACCCCGUCUUUAAACAGCUCACGAUGGAGAAGUUUCUGAGCCUUACGGAAGAAGAUCUAAAUAAAUUUGAAUCCCUCACCAUGGGAGCAAAGAAAAAACUCAAGACUCAACUGGAGCUGGAAAAGGAGAAGUCAGAGAAACGGUGCCUGAACCCCUCGGCCCCUCCCCCAGUCAGCAGCAGCGGAGUGGCCCGCGUUCCCCCUACCAGCCACGUGGGGCCUGUGCAGCCGGUGCGAAGCAGCCAUGCUGCAGCGCUGCGGGUGGAGGUGGAGCAGCCCCCUCACCAGACGGCCCGGGAAGGCAGCUCCUCCGAGUGCUCCAGCUCCUCGCCCAGCCCGAUGGGCGUGCAGGCCCGGGAGGAGAGCUCGGACAGCGCGGAGGAGAGCGACAGGCGUGUGGAGAUCCACUUGGAGGGCUCUGACAAGGAGAAGCCUGUGAUGCUGCUGAACCACUUCACUUCAAGUUCCGCCAGGCCCACAGCCCAGGUCCUCCCCGUGCAGAACGAAGCAGGCUCCAACCCGUCGGGCCACCACCCGCUGCCCCCGCAGAUGAUGACGGCGGCCUCGCACAUCGCGCCCAUCCGGAUGCUGAACUCUGUGCACAAGGCGGAAAGGGGGGCCGCGGACAUGAAGCUCCUCUCGUCCUCUGUGCACUCGCUGCUGUCUCUCGAGGAGCGCAGUAAAGUCUCUGGACCAAGAAGCGGCAUCAAAGUGGACAAGAGCUUUGGCAGCACCAUGAUGGACGUGCUACCCGCGUCCACCCCCCAUCAGCCCGUGCAGGUCCUUUCUGGACUCACCGAGAGCAGCUCUGUGUCGCCCACCGUCUCCUUUGGUCCCCGCACCAAAGUCGUCCACGCGUCCGCCCUCGACAGGGUGAUGAAGCCGGCACAGCAGCCGGCCCUGGUGGUGGAGACCAGCACUGCUGCCGCAGGGACGUCCAGCACCGUCUUCCAUGUGGCUCGGCCACCCAUCAAACUUCUGGUGUCUUCAUCUGUCCCUGCAGAUUCUGCCAUCUCUGGGCAAACCUCCUGUUCUGGCAACGUGCAAAUAAGUGUGCCCCCUGCCAUAAUAAACCCUCGGACUGCUCUGUACACAGCCAACACCAAAGCUGCCUUCUCUGCGAUGAGCGGUGUGCCCGUGGGCCCCCUGCAGGGCAGCUUCUGCGCAAACAGCAACACUGCCUCUGCCAGUAGCCACCCUGCCACGUCCUUUGCAAACAUGGCCACCGUGCCCAGCUGCCCCGCCCCCAGCUCCAGCCCCGCGCUCUCCUCGGUCCCCGAAAGCAGCUUCUACAGCAGCAGUGGCGGCGGCGGCGGCUCCCCCGGGAACCUCCCCGCCUCGGCCCAGAACCACCACCACCACCACCACCAUCAGCAGCAGCCAGCGGCACCCCAGCAGCCUGCGCCCGCCCCGCCCCCCGGCUGCGUCGUGUGCACGUCCUGCGGCUGCAGUGGGAGCUGCGGCUCGAGCGGCCUAACUGUCAGCUACGCCAACUACUUCCAGCACCCGUUCUCGGGGCCGUCCGUCUUCCCCUUCCCGUUCCUGCCCUUCAGCCCCAUGUGCGGCAGCGGCUACGUGGGCGCCCAGCAGUACGGCGGCGGUGCCUUCCCGGUCGUGCACUCGCCCUACGGCAGCGGCGUGGGCCCCGAGCCCGUGCUGGGCGGCCAGUCGGCCUUCACCGUCCCGCCCGUUCAGAACUUCAUGGGGGCGGCAGGUGUCUACCAGGCUCAGGGCUUGGUGGGCAGUAGCAACGGUUCCGGUCACAAGAAGAGCGGGCAUCUGUCGUGCUACAACUGUGGGGCCACGGGUCACCGCGCUCAGGACUGCAAGCAGCCGUCCAUGGACUCCAACCGGCAAGGUACUUUUAGGUUGAAAUAUGCCCCUCCAGCAGAAAGUCUGGACUCCACAGAUUGAUAUUUUUCUCUGGCAACAGAACACUAUUAAGCCAUGGAGACCUAAGGAAAAUUAAAUACAAAACUGAGAAGUCUAGUUGCUGUUGAGCUCAAUAUUUUUAAUCCAAAGGUGCUUUACUUUACUAGACUGGAUAGAAAACCUAGCGUAGGAAUGCAUCAAACUCAGUUUUAUUGCCAAAAUCCUAGACGGGAGCUUGAUGUCAGGACUGGCCUAGUGGGUGUCUCCACUGUGGGUGAAAACUGGCCACCUCCACCCUUGGCUGCAAUGCAGAGACCUCCCGUCUCCUGAAGAGCAUUGCCGUAAUUGGUCCUUCUAGGCUCACACGUAAUUCCAGGGCAGCUACGUGAGGUUGGAUUCGAGAACUGAAGGUCGGAGUUCUCCAAGUGGAGUUCUACCAGUCGGACUCUUGACACCCCUGGUGAGGGAAAAUGUCGCCUUUGUUUUGUUCUGUUCUGUUCUGUUUUGUUCUUAAAGUGGUUAGGCACUAAUCUCUGGGCUUUUUAAGGAUUGCACUACCGAGGAAUGUAAACCGAUGUCAAUCUCUGCAGUUCUGGGAGACAAACUCCCUGAGACCAGUCAGUGCAAGACGCUCAGAGAAUCCGUUUUUAGAGUCCGCACCAGCAGGCUACAUGAUUUAGUACACAACAGAGAUUUUAGUAUUUCCUUCCCUCCUUAAAAGCACUUGUAGCAGUUUCAGGGUUGUCUUUUUUUUUUUUUCCUGCAAAUAAAUUUAAACUACAUUAUUAAGUAGAAAUAGCUACUUGCAACAACUUAAUUUCUAAAAGGGUCCAAGUCCCAGAGAAUCCCUAGUAGUCAAAGCUUGGAGGACACCUUCCUUCCCAGCCCUUCAGAGCUUUGAGUCCUGUCGUCUUCCACCACGAAGGAACUCUGGCAGAGACGCGAUAGCAGCACACCUCGUGAGCGGCACUGACGGAUGCUGCACGUCCUUAGCCAAGUUUGCAAGUUCUUUUAUCUCCCAUGGACCCCAAGGACCCCAAGGCUCACUGCUAAUGGAUUCACACUUGAGACAGACAUUUCAACAACAAUAAUACAGUCCUGUAAUCUCUGAGCAAACGAUUUGAAAUUUUCUCCUGUCAACUUCUUUUGUAUUAGGCUGUGUAUCAAUAGUUAGUUCCGUUAAAAAAUUACCUGGAAAACUACAAUAGAAAGUGGUAAGACUCUGAAAGAGAAUACACUGACAGGACAGAGCUACAAGAUCUGCAGAAGUCUAGUUUUACCAAGGUGGGAAAUAAAGUCCACCACACAGCUCUCAAUUUCACCCCGUUGCAAUGAGAGCUUUUGGUCCGAAAGGGACUUAAAGCUUCAAGGCUAAAGGGAAUUUUCUGCUCAAACAAUAUUGUUUUAAAUGCUAAAGCCUUCAAUAUUAAAAUAUUGAUUGGUAAGGUCUUGCCCAGGGAUUUUCCAGUUGAAUAUUUAUUUAAAAAAAGAAAAUCUCAAUACUCAGACCACUCUUAAAAUGGGACAAUCAGCCUCAUGUAAAAUUGGUGUAAAUCAAAAAUACCCUAGAAUUUGAGGCAUUGUGAUGUAAGGCUUCAAAUUUUGAGAUCCGUUUCCUGCUUCAUGGAAACUAAAGCAGAAAGUUGUUACAUUUUUUUAUGAAAGGCUUUUAGUAGAGUUUUUAAGAGUUUUAUUUUAGUAGGGUUUUAUUUCUAUGCAAUGCAGAAUUGACAGACCUCUGUAUUCUUCUCUCUCUUCCUGGUACACAGUAUUACAUACAGUUUUGAAGUAAUGAUGAUGCUUACAACAGCAUUUUGGGGGAGUGUUACAUUGAUCUCUUAAAUUAUAAACACUACAAAAUGUCAAAAUUACGAGAACUGACACAACUUUGCCUUAAAGAGUACUAGACUGGAACUUGUCAUAUUAUGUUUAAGGAAGACUUAGAGUGUUCAUUGAUGUUUACGAUUUUAAUAUUUCUGAGGGCCGUUACAGUGGCCUGGAUAUGUGCUGAAAGCCAAACUUUUAAAAUUUUUGGUUUUUUAAACAAAGAACUAUUUUAAAUAAAUCCUAUUUCAACACA